Messenger RNA from Ziziphus jujuba (common jujube), 1639 nucleotides. RefSeq names its product homeobox-leucine zipper protein HAT5. The record is from RefSeq and is a predicted model, not a curated record. The coding region runs from base 386 to 1393 and encodes 335 amino acids. Gene Ontology annotation, biological process: positive regulation of DNA-templated transcription. NCBI's taxonomy places the organism in Eukaryota, Viridiplantae, Streptophyta, Magnoliopsida, Rosales, Rhamnaceae. Gene Ontology annotation, molecular function: DNA-binding transcription factor activity, RNA polymerase II-specific; sequence-specific DNA binding. The transcript is spliced from 3 exons. Gene Ontology annotation, cellular component: nucleus.
UGUCAGCUCUCUUCCUUGAGAGAGAGAAACUCUUUCGAAACUCUUUCAUCUCUCUUUCUUCUCUCCCUUUCUUUCAGAAACACACCAAGCUCCACUUCUCCACCACCUUUCAAACACAGUCAAAAGAGAAAAGAAAGCUUUUCAUUUCUAUAAUUUGCCUUUAUUCUGAGUGAUGGGUGUGAGCAGCCGUUGUUCCCAUACUUCCCACAUCACUGAAAUCAUUAUCACCAGCUUCUUUCGCCACAAGCCAUAGAUCGUCUGGUUCUAAGACUCUUUUAACUUUUUCUCCAUCAUCAGAGAGCUAAAAAAGGAAAAAGAAAAAUCAAAGCUUGGUCCAUGGCAGUUUUCAGAGACUUUUAAGAGUAGAAAAUUACUGAUUUCGUACAUGAACAUGGGGGGUUCGAGGGUCUUGGGCGGUGUUACCGUUCUGCUUCAGAAUCAAAAGGGCCUUUCUUCUGCUUCUCAGCCUCUUGAUCCUCUUUUCCUUUCUGGGUCUUCGAAGAAUUCUUCUUCUUCUUCUUCUUCUUCUUCUUCUUUUCUUGGUUCAAGGUCCAUGAUGAGCUUUCAAAACGUCCAUGGAGGAAAUGGAUCAAAUACAUCUUUGUUCCAAUCCUUUGAUCAUGACGAAAAUGGGGACGACGAAUUUGAUGAGUAUUUCCACCAGCCUGGAAAAAAGAGGAGGCUGUCUGUUGAUCAAGUCCAGUUUCUUGAGAAAAGUUUCGAGCUCGAAAACAAGCUUGAACCGGAAAGGAAAAUCCAGCUCGCAAAAGACCUCGGUUUGCAGCCUAGGCAGGUUGCAAUAUGGUUUCAGAACCGCCGGGCAAGGUGGAAGACAAAACAAUUGGAGAAAGAUUAUGAGGCACUGCUAGCAAACUAUAACAGCCUUAAGGCUGACUAUGAGAGCCUCUUCAAGGAGAAUGAUAAAAUGAAAGUUGAGAUUCUUGCACUUAAAGACAAGUUGCUUCUUAGAGAGAAAGAAGGUGUAAACUUGGAACUAUCUGAAACCAACAAGUUAUUGGAACAAACACAGAAAAUGCCAAGUGAAGAAGAAUUGGCCUUGAAAGAUGAAGUUUCCAAAGUCUCUGCUAUGGUCUGUAAGCAGGAAGAUAUUAGUUCUGCCAAGAGUGACAUACUUGAUGCAGACAGCCCUUCACGUUACACUGAUGGAGCUCACUCCUCUGUACUCAUGGAGCCUGCUGACUCUUCUUAUGUUUUCGAACCUGAUCAAUCUGAUCUUUCGCAAGACGAAGAAGACAACUUGAACAAAAGCUUGUUUCCUUCUUACAUAUUUCCCAAGCUGGAAUACGAGGAUUACUCGGACCCGCCUGCAAGUUCAUGUAACUUUGGAUUCCCUGCUGUUGAAGAUAAUGCAUUCUGGUCCUGGUCUUACUAAGUUUUAUUUGGUACAUAUGUUUUUUUCUUUUUCUGGGUGGUUAUUGUCCUGUUUAAAUUGGUACUGCAUGGCCAUAACUUUUUAGAGCAAUAAAUUCAAUGACUGGCACCCCGAUCCAGAUCUGGUAGUGGGUUUUGGUUGCCCUGGAAAAAAAAUUAUGGUGGUUUUUGCCCAUUUUUGUAAUCUUGUUUUUGUUGGGGUUUUUAGUAUUUAAUGGAACUAUUUGGUUUUUGGAAUAUAACUAAA